UCCAACCUAUAUAAGUAGGGUAUCAUUAUAAUCGUAUGGACCUACAGAAUAAAGAUCAGGGGUCGGUCAGCAGGAUGUCGUCUCCCGAAAUCUCCAAGAUCUCCUGGGGCAGCAUGAAGGUGUCGGGUCAGGUCUAUAAGGACUGCAAGGUGUGGCCUGGAGGGAGCCGGACGUGGGACUGGAGAGAAACCGGAACAGAGCAUCAUCCUGGUGUCCAGCCUGCAGACGUUGAGGAGGUGUUGAAGAAGGGGGUGAAGACGUUGGUCAUUGGCCGCGGUAUGAGUGAAGCUCUGCAGGUCCCUGCGGUCACCCUGGACUACAUCAGAUCUCAAGGCGCAGACGUCCUGGUCUUCCAGACGGAGAAAGCGGUGCAGGAAUAUAACAGCCUGGCCUCACAAGGGGUUAAAGUCGGGGGAUUGUUUCACUCCACCUGCUAAAUCUGCACCGAAAUGUACAGAGUCCUGGCCCUAGAGCGGGAACCUGGGCCCCUGCAUGAUGUAUGUCUGCUGCAGGUGUAUAGUCUGUGGGAUAUAGGGGGGGGGGGACGAUUAUAUUUUUGUUCUGUACAUUUUAUGGUAAAAUGAUCGAAUGCCAAAGCAAAGCUCAAUUGGCUGCACAAAAAUCAAGCUGCAUAUGGGAUUGUAGGGGGGGAAAAUAAUAAAGGUGCUGAGUAGACUAAGAAGAAAAGAAUUGUCUUUGGCCUAAAGGGGGUAAAGCCUCAAUUACACUGCAGAAAGGAUAUUUAUUUAAAUAAAAGGCAAGGAACAAGAUCGGACUAUAAAAAUGUGAAUUCUGCCACUGGAAACCUGUUCC
This is a messenger RNA of Hyla sarda, 813 nucleotides long. It is a transcript of the gene AAMDC, whose product is annotated as adipogenesis associated Mth938 domain containing. NCBI's taxonomy places the organism in Eukaryota, Metazoa, Chordata, Amphibia, Anura, Hylidae. The record is from RefSeq and is a predicted model, not a curated record. Gene Ontology annotation, cellular component: cytoplasm. Gene Ontology annotation, biological process: positive regulation of fat cell differentiation.